This is a messenger RNA of Cynoglossus semilaevis (tongue sole), 2346 nucleotides long. RefSeq names its product fatty aldehyde dehydrogenase-like. Gene Ontology annotation, cellular component: cytoplasm. Gene Ontology annotation, biological process: aldehyde metabolic process. The record is from RefSeq and is a predicted model, not a curated record. Gene Ontology annotation, molecular function: 3-chloroallyl aldehyde dehydrogenase activity; aldehyde dehydrogenase (NAD+) activity. Lineage: Eukaryota; Metazoa; Chordata; Actinopteri; Pleuronectiformes; Cynoglossidae. The coding region runs from base 181 to 1710 and encodes 509 amino acids. The transcript has 10 exons.
UGUGAAUGUGUGUGUGUGGGUCGGGGGUGGUCUUCUGUCAGAGUCAGUGACGUUGAAGCGUGUCUGACAUCUGAGCUGCUCUCGUAUCAGAGUAGAAUCUCACAGACGGAGACACAGAAGCUGCUCUGCACUGAGUCUCCACAGAGUGUCAGUUGAUUUCUGCUGUGGAUCAGUGUGCGUAUGGAGAGGCAGGCGGUGCAACGGGCCAGAGAGGCCUUCCAGAGCGGCCGGACGCGACCUCUGGAGUUCAGACUGCAGCAGCUCCACGCUCUGCAGAGGAUGAUCACCGAGAAGGAGACGGAGAUCGCCACCGCCCUGAAGCAGGACAUCAACAGGAGCCAGUACGACACGCCGCUGCUGGAGCUCAUCGGCAUAGAGAAUGAGAUCAAACUGGCCAUUGACAGGAUGGCGCAGUGGGCAGCUCCUCGUCCAGUGGAGAAGAAUGUUCUGACUAUAUCAGACGAGGUUUAUAUUCAGCCAGAGCCACUGGGAGUGGUGCUCAUUAUUGGAGCGUGGAACUACCCCUGGGCCCUCACACUGUUGCCACUAGUUGGAGCUAUAGCUGCCGGCAACGCAGCUGUGGUGAAGCCGUCCGAGCUGAGCGAGUAUUCUUCUCUGCUGCUGCGGGCGCUGCUGUCACGUUAUCUGGACAAGGAGCUGUACCCAGUGGUCACAGGUGGCGUGGCAGAGACCCAGGACCUGCUGAGGCUGAGGUUCGACCACGUUUUCUUCACAGGCGGCAGCACGACUGGUAAACUGGUGAUGGAGGCCGCAGCUCAACACCUAACGCCAGUCACACUGGAGCUGGGGGGGAAGAGUCCCUGUUACAUCGACAAGGACUGUGAGAUCAGAGUCGCCUGCCGCCGUAUAACGUGGGGAAAGUUCGUCAACUGUGGUCAGACGUGCAUCGCUCCGGACUACAUCCUGUGUGAACCCAGCAUCCAGAGCCAGGUGGUGGACUGCAUCAGACUGACGCUGCUGGAGUUCUACGGUGCCGAUCCGAAAUGCUCGCCAGAUUACGGCCGCAUCAUCAACCAGCGUCAUUUCAACAGAAUAAUGAGUCUAAUGGAGGGCUACACUCCUGUGGUGGGUGGGCAGAGUGACAGCUCCCAGUGCUACAUAGCCCCCACAGUGCUGAAGGACGUGCCCCCCCACUCCAGAUUGAUGCAGGAGGAGAUCUUUGGUCCCGUGCUGCCCAUUGUGACUGUGAGUGACAUGGACGACGCCAUUCGGUUCGUUAAUGAGCGGGAGAAACCUCUGGCCUUGUACAUCUUCUGUAAUGACAAAAAAGCUGUAAAAAGGAUGAUUGAGGAAACGACAAGUGGAGGAGUGACAGUCAACGAUGUCAUGAUGCACUACACGCUCAGCUCGCUGCCGUUUGGAGGCGUAGGGCACAGUGGUAUGGGCCGCUACCAUGGCAAACACACCUUUGACCAGCUCAGCCACCAGAGGGCGUGUCUGAUCCGCUCUCUGAAGAUGGAGAGCGUCAACCUAGCCAGGUACCCUCCCCAGGACCGACGACGGGCACGAAGGUCACGUAUGGCCCUCAAGUCCCCCCUGAUUGACAUGUCCAAGAGGACACUUAUCUGGGCAAUCUCAGCCACCGUUAUUGGCUUUGGGCUCUUGGUCGCCCUGGUGGUCAUCCUCCUCAUUGCAGCAGGCCUCAACUGUACAUGUUGGUACUGGAGAGGAUUUUAUAACUACUUCUAGACACUGUAAAAACAACUGCAGGUUCCUGCGUCCUGCACCAACACCGUGGUCAACACAAAGUCAAUCCCCCCCCCCCCCCCCCCAGAUCCCCAAAAAGACUAACUUUCAAAUCCAGAGUGUUUGAAUUUGUAUCUGAUAAAACACAAUUCCUCUCCUGUAAAUAGAGAAAUCAUAUGUACACCUUCAGUGAAAUUAAGCCUUUUCAAGUCUUUCUUUUUUUAUUCAGAAAUAAAAAUUAUUGUUAAAUGUUUUAAAAUUAUUUUGUAAAAUCCCAUUCUUCCCAUCCCAUCUUUUUUAUAGUUUAGUUCAGACAACGUCGUCUUAUCAGUAUUUUUUUGCACCGUUUGUCUCAUUAAAAACAAAAACAAACAAAAUGUCCCUUGUCAUAUUUUAGUUCCCAAUCGUAGGCGCAGGUUAAAUAAAUAGCCACUAGGUGGCAGCAAACAGCUGAUAUAAAUUCAAACGGUCAGCCAAUUGUCUGAUAAAAGCAACUAAUUUUAAUAAACCUAGAGAAGUAUUACAGUACUGCAGCAGGGACAUUUACUAUCUGUCUAUAUUUUUUUGUCUUUUAUUCUCUUUUUUAUUCUAUAAAACCAGUACAUGGCGUUAUUUAUAACCAGCGUGCAGUUUUCAAUG